Molecule: messenger RNA, 1098 nt
Organism: Ambispora leptoticha
Lineage: Eukaryota; Fungi; Glomeromycota; Glomeromycetes; Archaeosporales; Ambisporaceae
Source: the annotation of a GenBank genome assembly
AUGACCGAAAAGAUAGAAAGGACGGAAUCCUCCGUAACUAUGUCUAUGCCAGAAGCAUAUUAUGGGGAUUCAGAGAAUAAAAUUGUUGGCAGCGAUGGAGGGGCUGGCGACCCUCCGUAUGACGAAAAUCAUGAUUCUGAUCAAAAACCACGUAAAAAAAGCCUGAAAACCAGCGAAAUAAUUCAAUCCAAUCCAAAAGUAUGGUAUAAACACACAAAAUCUUUGUUGAGUAGCAUCAAAUCAAAUUGGCUUUUAGUUUUCUUCAUUCCAGCGGUGGUGCUGACCAAAUACCAAGGACAUAUUAGUGCCAUUGUGACUUUUAUCUUUGAUAUGUUGGCUAUUAUUCCGUUGGCGAAAAUCUUAACCGUCUCCAUUGAUGACAUGACUGCUAGAUUGGGACCGGCUUAUAGUGCCGUCCUCCACGCUUUUUCGGGAAAUUGUGUGGAACUUAUUAUUCUUGGAUUCGCCUUAAAAGAUAGAGAAUAUGCCAUUGUUCGUUCUUCUGUACUCGGUGCCAUCUUAUCUAAUAUUUUAUUGAUCUUAGGCGCAGUAUUUUUGAUAGCUUCAUUUCCAAGAAAAGGACAAACCAAUCUCCAAACUGAUAUCGAUGCUUCAUUUUUUGUGAACACAAGUGCAUCAGUUCUUGCCCUUGCCGUGCUUGCUUUAGUCACCCCAGCUACAUUUAAGAUUGCAGCACCCCCGGAAACUGGCAUUGAUUGUGAUAUGCAAAAUAUCAGUCGAGCAACAGCCAUCAUUCUUUUAAUGCUGUAUGCCGGAUUAUUAAUCUUCCAAUUGAAAACUCACGCUAAAGAACUGGUAGAUAUGUCUGAAGUAGAACAACAUGAAGCAAGAUAUUUUUUAGUGUUUGACCUACUCUUGGCUGCUCUCUCAAUUGCUGGUAUUACCUAUUGUUCAAGAUAUCUUGUGACAAGUAUUGAACAUCUAGCUGAGCAAUAUCAACUUGGACACUCGUUUGUCGGAAUGGUCUUGUUACCCACUUGUGUCAUGUCCAAUGCACUUGAACAUUGGCACGCCAUUAAAGAUGCACAUAAGAAUAAGAUCGACACAGCUAUCAGCUUGGUUCUCAAUACAUCUGUG